AUGAAAUCACAACACUAAGAGAAAAAAAAGGAUAAAUACUAUGAGAUAAAGGAAUUGAAUUUCUAUUAAAUUGGAAAAUCAUAAGUGACUCUGUGGCAUAGACCAGGUAAAAAGGAAAUUUAUGAUUUAAAGAAUUUGCAAAAUAUAAGUCUUAUUGUAACUUUAUAAGGCACAGGUGAAAAUCCUAAUGAAAUAAAGAAGGGAUGCUAACAAAAUGGUAUUCAGCAUAAAUGGAUUAAUAUAUAAGGAGCUAAUUAGGCUUUGCUGGAUGAUAAAAAGGUGAUAGCUUAUUUAGUUGAAAGGAUUCAAGAGUUAUAUGAAAAUUUAAGUACAUAAUAGGAGAGAGUAUUAAUACAUUGCGCCGCUGGAGUUCAUAGAACAGGUAUUACUGCCUAUACCUUAUUAAGACUUGAUGGACUUUGUCCUCAAGAUGCCUACGAAACGUUGAAACUCAUUCGUCUAAAUACUUAUUAAGGUGUAGGUGAAUGGAGAAUAUAAUUAGCAGAAGCAAAAAUUGUACCGCCAUUGAUGAAAAUAAUUUUGGAAAAUCAAUCGAAAGAGAUUUUGUAAUAGUCUAAUGAGUGA
Stylonychia lemnae is the source of this 585-nucleotide messenger RNA. NCBI's taxonomy places the organism in Eukaryota, Ciliophora, Spirotrichea, Sporadotrichida, Oxytrichidae. The record is from the annotation of a GenBank genome assembly.